AUGAAAUCUACACCGAGUGAAAUAUUAGAUUAUCGUUGUCGUCUUGAAAGUCCGACAUCAGUAGGACGUUCAGGUGUUUCUCAGAUAUAUCAAACACAUGUAAUAGAAGGUGAAGGACAUGAAAUAUUACGUGAAUUAUUUCCUCAAUUAGACAAUAAAUUAUUAAAUGAAUACGAUAUUCGUAAUUAUUCAUUAAAAACAGAAUUAAGAUUCUUUGUUAAUGGUAUAUUAUUAAAUCAAAAUUUAACAAAAGACAUAGAAUGGUUAGGUGCUGAUCGUUUUACAUUAGAAACAGUUUUGAGAAAAGAAUUGUGUUUAAAAUUUGAAAAUCAAAUUGAAUGGAAAUGUAAUUCAAGAGUAACACAACUCAUUGUUGAUCAAUCAUCAAAUAUUGUUAAAGGCAUUAAAUAUCGGUGUAAGCAAAAUGUUGGUUCGCCUUUAUUUGAUAUGUACGGUGAUUUUAUUAUUGAUUGUAGUGGUCGCAAUUCGUCGUCAACUAAAUGGUUAAAAGAGAGUUUGAAUUUAAUUGUGCCAACUGUACAAAUGCAUUUUGGUUGUGGCUACGUGACAUUUGUUGGUGAAAGAUUUAAAACUGAAAAUCCAACGUUGGAUUCAAUACCUGUGAUUUGUAGCACAGUUAAUGCUCCUGACAAAAAUGCAGGGUGUUAUAUCAUUCCAAUGCGUACAAUAAAAACAUCAGAUGAAAACUCAUUAGGAACAUUGGCACAAAUCUCGAUUCAUUGCGUUAAUUCAGAAUUUCCACCAAAUGAUUCUUACGAAAAUUUAUUAGAAUGGAUAAAAGAAAAUCUUGAUCCAGAUUAUUAUUCAAUAUUAAAAUCAACAAAAGUAUAUAGUCCAUUAAUUCCAUAUCGUCGUGCAAUUGACGAUCGAAGAUAUGUCGAAUCAUUAGGAAAAAAAUGGCCUCAAAAUUAUAUAUUACUGGGUGAUGCGAUGUGUACAUUUAAUCCUCAAUUUGGCCAGGGUAUGACUCAUGCAUGUCGACAAGCAAGAGGAUUAGCAAAAAUAUUUGCUGAAAAUUGUCACAAAUUAAAAGAUAUUUCUCAUGUAUUCAAUUCUCGUGCUUCAGCAAUCAGUGAAGAAUGUUGGCUUCUUUCGACUACAAAUGAUUGGAAAACACCGACAUUAAAAAUAAUAAAAACUGAUAAAAAUGGUCAAACAAAAACGUAUCAACGAAAUGGUGAUUUUCCUGCAACUAAGGAUAAUCAACUCCGAUUACCUUUAUUGACAAAAAUUUUACAGUGGUAUAUUGAUUCAUUUUUGAAAUGUGCUUCGAAAUCCGGACAGCUUUCCACAGACUUUUUACAUGUUAUGAAUCAACAGGCUAGUAUAUUUAUAUUAUUCAAACCAACAAUAUUGUUCGCUGUUUGUUAUACUGCAUUGAUGAACUGUUUUAAUUUAUCGAAAUAA
Molecule: messenger RNA, 1428 nt
Organism: Rotaria sordida
Lineage: Eukaryota; Metazoa; Rotifera; Eurotatoria; Philodinida; Philodinidae
Source: the annotation of a GenBank genome assembly